Messenger RNA from Spathaspora passalidarum NRRL Y-27907, 893 nucleotides. RefSeq lists its product as uncharacterized. The transcript has a single exon. Lineage: Eukaryota; Fungi; Ascomycota; Pichiomycetes; Serinales; Debaryomycetaceae. Bases 30 to 407 code for a protein of 125 amino acids. The record is from RefSeq and is a predicted model, not a curated record.
ACAGUUUAUCCUACAUGCAAUAACUUCCAAUGGAUCAAGUUCAAAAACAACUUUGUGAUGCAAAGCUCAAACUCAACGCCUUACACAAGCAGCACACUGAAUUAGUUGUUGAAACUAACAAGAUCAAGCAACAAGUGACUGCAUUGAAGAAGAAUCAUCGUAAAUUCUUGAGAAGCCUUUCAAAACGUACUUGCAAUUCAAGAAAGAAGAAAAAAGGGAAGCGCAAACAUCUGAACCUGAAUUUGACCAAUGCUUUAAUUAAAGUUGAACCUGUUGAUGCUGCAACUUGUUGUGCCGCUGAAGUAACUACUAAACCAAAAGAUGAAAUGAACCUUAAAAUGGAUAUCUCAGUGAAGCUUGAGAAUGAUGGCUGUAACGUUACAUAUGAUGUUGGCAAAUUACUCUAGGGUGUCGUGUGCUGGUUAUAUUAAUUCUUUUGUAUUGUCGCUAGUUGCUGGAUAAGUUUAGUUUACCAUUGGGUUUUAGAGCUCUGUUCGGUUUAUUUAGUUUUUAUAUGUUAAUUACAGAUUUUUGGUAUUGGAAAUAUUCACCAUAGUCAAAGUAUACCGUUGGCAUAUUUUAUGCAAGCUACAAUCACCUCUCCCCAAUCUGAAUGCUUCUUUGGUAGCGCUACUACUGGUUAUACUCAGAGUUUAUUAUAUUUCACAGGCUAUUAGAAUUAUAAUUCGCUUCAAUUGGCUCACAGUUUACUGCUCAACUGACUCAUGCGGUAUUGUUAUGACAAUGGAGGGCCAUGGUGACGUAAGUGAAAAAUUUCACCGGAUAAAUAAGUCCGGAGUUUGAAUUUUUUCGGCUCGAGCUGAAAAUUACACGGCAUUUUCCAGCGAUGCCAGCGUAAAUCUGAGUACAUCAUAUUAGAUCUUGUACCGCGG